This is a messenger RNA of Botrytis cinerea B05.10, 2361 nucleotides long. RefSeq lists its product as hypothetical. Bases 790 to 2187 code for a protein of 465 amino acids. The transcript has 6 exons. Gene Ontology annotation, biological process: transmembrane transport. Gene Ontology annotation, molecular function: transmembrane transporter activity. The record is from RefSeq and is a predicted model, not a curated record. Lineage: Eukaryota; Fungi; Ascomycota; Leotiomycetes; Helotiales; Sclerotiniaceae.
GAUAAUUGGGCACCAUUGGUUUGGUUCGUGUUACAUUCUUACUCAGAAGAUAUAUCAUCAUCUGAAGAACGUACACGAAACCAACAACGAAAACUGUUGGUGGUGAAAGUUUUGUUGGCGGCGCUGCUACUAUAGGUCUGUCGAAUAUACUCAUGGGACAAUUCUGAGGGUUGGAUUGGUUAGAUAUAGCCACCAACAUCAACAACAUAUGUAGGUUACUUUCAAGUAGUCUUGAUGAAAUCUUUCUUCAGUAUUUCAAUCUCACUUAUCUGGGUCAUCUUCAAGCUACAAUCUCUAAUUUUUCUUUUUUUUUUACAACUCGAUUCAUCAAAAGUUUGUUCAGAUCCUGAAAUAAUAGCCUAUUUUAAUUUUCGAGGGUAUUUUUCCUUUGACUCCUUCAAGUUCUUAACAUGAGCGAAUAUAUUGAAACUGUUGCGUUGAGUGUAGAGAAGGAAACCUUUGGUUUUCAGACACAAGUCACAAGCGUGUCUCAAUCUGAUCCAUCCAUGAGCGAUACGUCGCAAGCCGAUGACAUUGCCCACGAAGGAGUAUCAAGUCAACCAUCUACAGUUUAUCUAAAGGGUGCAAGACUUCACAUAAUAACAGCUGCGUUCGAAACUCUUCUCUUUUAUUCAUUACAAGAACAAGCAAAAAGUACUGAUUGGUCUCAGAAUUUUUCUGUCUCUUUUUAUUACCAAUCUUGAAAUUCCAAUUGUUACAACCUCAUUGGUUUCAAUCACAGACGACUUGAACUCCUUCAAUGAAGUCAAUUGGAUUGCAUCUGCCUACAUGCUGGGUGAAGUCAGCAUGCUUAUGAUUUGGGGCAAGCUCAGUGACAUAUUUGGCAGAAAGCUUUGCACAGUUACUUCUAUCAGUUUAUUUACCAUAUUUGCAGGAGCUUGUGGAAUCUCUCAAUCUAUGACACAGCUAAUACUUUUUCGAGCAUUUCAGGGGAUUGGUUCAGGGGGCAAUUUUGCACUCGGUAACAUAAUACUUUUUGAGCUAGUGCCCAAGAAUUUGUACACGAGAUAUACAACUUUUAUAUCAAUUGUCUACUCAAUUUCAUUUUCACUUGGGCCUGUAUUAGGCGGGGCACUCAAUCAUUCCAAAACUUGGAGAUGGGUAUUCUUGUUGAAUGUGCCAGCUGGAGCUCUUUCCGCUCUUGCUAUUGUCUUCUAUCUCCCUGCUAAAUUCCCCAAUCACAAACGCGACGAAACGUCCAAAGGUUUUGGAUUUAGAUCGCUAUUUUCAACAAAUGUUUUUAAACGAGUAGAUCUCCUCGGUGCUGUAAUACUGCUGGUUGCUAUCGCUCUCUUAGUCGCAGCGCUCGAAGAAGCUGGACAAUUAUACGAGUGGAGAUCUGCAUUUGUAGUUGUUCUUUUAACAAUAUCCGGUAUUUCUUGGAUUUGUUUUGUCUUCUGGGAGCGACUGGUGAGCUUAGAGUCACAAACAGCUGAGCCAGUAUUCCCCUGGCGGCUAAUGACUAGCCGAAUUUGGAUUGGAAUGAUACUUAAUGCAGUUUUCUUGGGUAUUCCAUACUUUGUUACCAUCUUCCAACUCCCUCAACGAUUCCAAGUUGUUGACAACACCACGGCUCUCAAUGCAGCUUUCCGGCUCAUUCCAUUCACGCUAUUAUGCCCUGUUGGGUCAAUAGUAUCCACCGUGGUGGCUGGAAAAGCUAAAGUGCCACCUAUCUUUUUUAUCAUGAUAGGUUCUGGUUUACAGGUAGUCGGCUUCGCUCUACUUUCCACACUAACCAUUUCCGAGGUAGUACCGGUAUCACAAUAUGGAUUUCAAGUAAUUGCAGGUUUUGGUGUGGGCAUUAAUCUCUCGACUUUGCUCUUAAUCACGCCAUAUUCUAUUUCUGAACCUGCUGAUAAAGCCGUUGCUGUUAGUUCCAUAACACAGUUUCGAAUACUAGGCGGUGUUCUUGGUAUUGCCAUUGCCACUGCCGCGUAUAAAAGCAACAUUAUAUCAAAUCUUGACAAGAUAUUAACAAAAGAGCAAAGACUCCUCAUUCUCGAAUCAACCUCAAUGAUUAAGACAUUCGAUCCCGACGUCCAACUCCAAAUUCGCUCAAUCUUCGCUGAAGGUUAUAAUCUACAAUUUCGAAUUUUGGUUGCAUUUGCUGCCGCACAGAUUCCAUCAUCAUUACUGAUGUGGCAGGAAAAGCAAAUCGUAGUCUGAAUUUUUCUGGGCCAUUGAAUUCCGCGUCCAAGAUCAGAUGCAAAGGAAAAGCUGAGUCAGUCAUUAGGAAAUUUAGGGAGCACUGACGAGCGGCAGUGGUUAUGUAAUGUGAUUAUAGCAAUAAUAAGUUUUGGCAGCCAACAACCCAAUUUCACUGGCUGUAUCUCAGAGUCA